Molecule: messenger RNA, 5779 nt
Organism: Sinocyclocheilus anshuiensis
Lineage: Eukaryota; Metazoa; Chordata; Actinopteri; Cypriniformes; Cyprinidae
Product: protein MON2 homolog
Exons: 35
Coding region: 293-5287 (1664 amino acids)
Source: RefSeq, a predicted model, not a curated record
GUUUACGGAAGUGACGUCUGACGUGACGUGUCGUUUUCCGCACAGGCGUCCAGGAACGAAGAAAAAAAAUCACGAAUCUCAGGCGAGAAGCGCGCUUAUAGAUCAUAAAUGUCAUAAAGAUCGGCGACCAGCGCGAUUGUGAUCAUGUGUGCGACGCCGAGGAGCGCCCGCGGCUGAGGACCGGCGCUUUAAUUGACGCGAGUGCCGCGGCGAGGUUUGUUUAUGUGUCGCGAGACGCCUCGGUCGGGUUAAGUGAUUUAUUAAGCAUUCGUUAGAGUUGAAUUGCCGUCGAAUGAGUGUGAAGAUGUCGACCAGCAGCCCCGAGGCGGUGAAGAAACUCCUGGAGAACAUGCAGGCGGAUCUGCGCUCUCUGUCCAUGGAGUGCAAGAAGAAAUUUCCUCCAGUCAAAGAGGCCGCAGAGUCUGGCAUCGUCAAGAUCAAAACCAUCGCUGCUAGAAACACGGACAUCCUGGCAGCGCUGAAGGAGAACAGUUCAGAGGUGGUCCAGCCGUUCCUCAUGGGCUGCGGAACCAAAGAACCCAAAAUCACCCAGCUGUGUCUCGCCGCCAUUCAGAGACUCAUGUCACAUGAGGUCGUGUCCGAGGCGGCGGCUGGGAACAUCAUUAACAUGCUGUGGCAGCUGAUGGAGAACGGACUGGAGGAGCUCAAACUGCUGCAGACGGUUCUGGUGCUGCUCACCACUAACACCAUCGUACACGAUGAAGUUCUGUCCAAGGCCAUCGUUCUGUGUUUCCGCUUGCACUUCACUAAAGACAACAUCACCAACAACACGGCGGCCGCCACCGUCAGACAGGUCGUGACCGUGGUGUUCGAGAGGAUGGUGGCAGAGGACGAGAAAUUCAAAGGUCUGACAGAAGAGCCUCCUGCUGUCCAGGGCAACAGUAACCGGCGCUCCGUCAGCUCCCUGAGACCCAGCGCUAAAGACGCCUACAUGCUGUUCCAGGAUUUGUGUCAGCUGGUGAACGCUGACGCCCCCUACUGGUUGGUGGGAAUGACCGAGAUGACCCGGACGUUCGGCCUCGAGCUGCUGGAAUCGGUUUUAAACGACUUUCCUGAAGUUUUCCUGCAGCAUCAGGAGUUCAGUUUCCUGCCCAACAUCAAGUUCCGUCAGGGCAGCAGUAGCAGCGCGUCGUCUCCGGCGCCCGUGGAGAAACCCUACUUCCCCAUCUGCAUGAGACUGCUGCGGGUCGUCUCGGUUCUCAUCAAACACUUCUACAGCCUCCUGGUGACGGAGUGUGAGAUCUUCCUGUCUCUGCUGGUGAAGUUUCUGGAUGGAGAGAAGCCGCAGUGGCUGAGAGCCGUGGCGGUGGAGUCUGUGCACAGACUGUGUGUUCAGCCGCAUUUACUGCAGUCUUUCUGUCAGUCGUACGACAUGAAGCAGCACUCCACCAAAGUCUUCAGAGACAUCGUCAACGCUCUGGGCUCCUUCAUCCAGUCGCUCUUCAUCCUCCCCAGCGCAGGAAACGCCUCGUCCACCAGCACACCUGCAGGUGGGUCUGUGUCGGGUUCUCAGGCGUCCGGUCAGGGAGGUCCGGGUGCGGCAGGAGCAGGGGCAGGUCUGACUACACAAGCCGCGUUUGAGUACCGGGGCACCUGGAUCCCCCUCAUGAACGUCAGCGUCCAGGGCAGCGCCAAAGCCACCUAUCUGGAGAUGCUGGAUAAGGUGGAGCCGCCCUCCAUCCCUGAAGGUUACGCCAAUAAUAUCGCCCUGCUGGAUCUGGUGAGGGGAAUCACCUCCAUGAUCGAGAGAGGACUCAACAAACAGGAACAGGAAGCCACCAUGAGGGAGGAGGCGGAGCCUGUUAGUCCCCCACAGAGUGACAGCCUCCCUCAGGAUCCCAUGGCUAAUGAGGUUUGGGAGGAGAUGGUGAACGCCUGCUGGUGCGGUCUGUUAGCGGCUCUUUCACUGCUGCUGGACGCUAGUACUGAUGAGACGGCUACAGAAAGCAUCCUGAAAGCCGAGCUGUCCGUGGCGUCUCUGUGCGGUCGUCUGAGUUUGGUGACACCGCGUGACGCUUUUAUUACGGCUAUCUGUAAAGCAUCUCUCCCUCCUCACUACGCCCUCACCGUCCUGAGCAACGCCGCCAACCUGUCCAAUAAAGGUACGAGAGCACUCACAGCGAAGAACAUUCAGUGCAUGCGGACGCUGCUGAAUUUGGCUCAUUGUCAUGGUGCUUAUCUGGGAACCUCAUGGCAGCUGGUUUUAGCCACACUACAGCAUCUGGUGUGGAUUCUGGGUCUGAAACCAGCUGUUGGUGGAGUUCUGAAGCCCGGGAGAGCUGUGGAGGGUCCGAGCACGGUUUUGACCACAGCGGUGAUGACCGAUCUACCCGUCAUAUCAAAUAUCCUUUCCAGACUCUUUGAAAGCUCACAAUACCUGGAUGACGUGUCUCUGCAUCACCUGAUAAACGCUCUGUGCUCUUUAUCCAUGGAGGCCAUGGAGAUGGCUUACGGAAACAACAAGGAGCCGUCUCUAUUCGCAGUGGCCAAACUGUUAGAGACCGGACUGGUUAAUAUGGACCGGAUCGAGAUUCUCUGGAGGCCGCUGACGGCUCAUUUACUGGAGGUCUGUCAGCAUCCUAACGCUAGAAUGAGGGAGUGGGGCGCAGAGGCCAUCACCUCGCUGAUCAAAGCUGGACUCUCCUUUAAACACGAGCCACCGCUGUCCCAGAACCAGAGGCUGCAGCUGCUGCUUCUGAACCCUCUGAAGGAGCUCUCCAACGUCCUUCACACCGAUAUCCGACAGAAACAGCUGGAGUGUGUCCUACAGAUCCUGCAGAACCAGGGAGACAGUCUCGGACCGGGAUGGCCUCUGGUGCUGGGGGUCAUUGGAGCGAUCCGCAAUGACCAGGGUGAAUCCCUCAUACGAACAGCCUUCCAGUGCCUGCAGUUGGUGGUGACCGACUUCCUACCCACAAUGCCUUGCAUGUGCCUCCAAAUUGUGGUGGAUGUAGCUGGCAGCUUUGGGCUCCAGAACCAGGAGCUGAACAUCAGCCUGACGUCUAUCGGCUUGCUGUGGAACAUCUCAGACUACUUCUUCCAAAGGGGAGAAGCUAUUACAGAGGAGCUGGAGAGGGAGGAAGCGGUUCUCUUGAAACAGGCCCAAGAUAAAGGUGAACCUCUGAACCGACCCUUCCACCCUGCGCCACCCUUUGACUGCCUGUGGUUGUGCCUGUAUGCCAAGCUGGGUGAGUUGUGCGUGGACCCACGGCCGGCUGUGAGGAAAAGCGCCGGCCAGACAAUGUUCUCUACCAUUGCUGCUCACGGAACGCUGCUGCAACCACCGACCUGGAACAUUGUGGUUUGGAAGGUUCUCUUUCAUCUGCUGGACUGUGUAAGGAAGUCCUCCACCACGGCCGACAAGGAAAAGAUCGAAUCCGGAGGUGGAAACAUCCUCAUCCACCACUCACGUGACACAGCAGAGAAACAGUGGGCAGAAACAUGGGUUCUGACGCUUGCGGGCGUAGCUCGGAUCUUCAACACCAGGAGAUACCUGCUUCAGCAGCUGGGUGACUUUUUCAAGGCUUGGGAAGUUCUGUUGGACCACAUCCAGUCCGCUGCGCUCAGCAAGAACAAUGAGGUUUCCCUCGCCGCCCUCAAGAGCUUCCAGGAGAUCCUCCAGCUAGUCACGCCCAUGAAAGACACGGAUAAACUCGACGUUCUCGCAGCUAUGGACGUUCCUCCUGUCCUUAUGGAGUCUCUUCAAGGUUCUGGGCCAGGAAGACCCCUAGUCCGGUCUGAUUCCCUUGCCGAGCGACUAGUCCAGCGCUACGGCGCGCAAUCUUCACUUCCACCACCUGGAGAGGAGCUGGACGACUCGGCCCUCUGGUGGUCAGCGUGGAACACUUGGUACCGGAUAGGAACCGAGUGCACGCGACCCCCUAGUGGUGGAAAAGAUAAACUAGUGUUCGUACCCAGUCAGCCUUUCCUGACGGCGCUAAUACAGAUUUUCCCAGCGUUGUACCAGCACAUCGCAGGAGGGUUCAGCAUGGAGGAUCUCAAGAAGCUGGGGGUGAUUCUGCAUGGAGCCGUGUCUGUCCCCAUAAGCUCAGACUCCUCGCCCUUCAUCUUGCCCUCCUACAUGGAAGCGGUGCUCACCAGCCUGCAGGAAGCGGUCCUGACCGCCCUUGAUGUCCUGCAGAAGGCAAUUUGUGUGGGUUUGGAGAAUCUCCAGGUGAUGUAUCCCGCCAUCUUUGAGCAGCUCCUGCUGUUUGUGGAGUUCUCCUGUAAACCUCCUCAGUAUGGGAAGAUGGAGACCAAACAUGUGGCCAAUGCCAAAUACAACCAGAUCCAACUGUUUGCACCGGCGGAGUGGGUGGCCUUAAACUACGUGCCGUUUGCGGAGCGAUCUUUGGAGGUGUUGGUCGAUCUGUAUCAUAAAACAGCCUGUCACAAAGCCGUCAUCAACGAAAAAGUCCUACAGAACAUCAUCAAGACUCUGAAGAUUCCUCUGGGUCUGAAGUACGCCUGUCCUGCAGAGAGCACCUGGAAACUAGCCGUCUCUUCUCUGCUCAAAGUGCUUUCCAUUGGACUCCCUGUUGCUCGGCAACAAGCAUCCUCAGGCAAAUUUGACACAAUGUGGCCAGAGCUGGCGAACGCCUUUGAGGACUUCCUGUUUACCAAAAGCACACCUCCAGAUAAUCGGUCCAUACAAGAGUUCCAGAGGAAUGAAGCUAUAGAUGUCGAGGUGGUGCAAUUGAUCAGCACAGAGAUCUUACCAUUUGCCAAUUUCAUACCCAAAGAGUUCGUAGGCCGUAUCAUGAGCAUGCUUAAUAAAGGAUCGAUUCACUCCCAGUCAUCAUCGUUCACAGAGGCUGAAAUGGACAUCCGUAUGCGGGAGGAGUUCUCUAAGGUGUGUUUCGAGACGCUCCUGCAGUUCUCCUUCAGUAAUAAGGUGUCGACGCCGCAGGAGGGCUACAUCUCCCGUAUGGCGCUGUCAGUGCUGCUGCAGAGAGCUCAGGAUGUGCUCCGACGAUACGUGAAUGACGAGAGACUCAGUGGACGCUGCCCACUGCCCAGGCAACAAGUGACUGAGAUCAUCUUUGUGUUAAAAGCCAUCAGCACUCUCAUGGAUUCCUUGAAAAAGACUCAACCAGAGAACGUGGAUGGGAACGUGUGGGUUCAGGUGAUCGCGCUCUACCCGACGCUAGUGGAGUGCAUCACCUGCUCGUCUCCUGAAGUAAGCUCCGCCCUCAAAGACGCCCUGGGGCCCUUUAAAGACUUCAUGCAACCGCCUGUCUCCAAAGUGCAGAACGGCGAAUCGUGACUGAACGUUUUUAUUCCACCGCAAACAUGAAUGUGACUGUUUCAUACGCCGCGCGUGAAGACGAUUCACCCCCAUCGUCAUGGUAACUGUUGAUUGACAGCUCCAAUCGCAUCAUUCGAAGCUUCUUCUAAUACGAGCUGACGGUAGACUCUGAUUGGCCGACGACUUUAACGAUGUAUUAACUGCUACGUUCAAUUUGCAGUGUUUGUUGUUUUUAUGGGUUUUUGCCCCCCCCCCCCCGGAGUUAAUGUACAGUGUUUGGUGAUUAGUGUUAAAGAUUUAAUUAAGAAUGACCUAUUGGGAUUGAAAAUCAUUUAAUAAGAGAGAACUACAAAUCAUAAUAAAUACAUGAAGGGUGGUCUUUUUUUGUGUGAAAUUUUCUCAACAGCAAUGGGUUUUAUGCAAGAUCGUACUGUAACAUUCCAUGUCAUCGUUAGUCACAUUCAGAAGGGUGUGUACAAUAAUAAAUGGUACAGUUCUAUGAACAUCAAA